Sycon ciliatum is the source of this 2157-nucleotide messenger RNA. RefSeq lists its product as uncharacterized. The record is from RefSeq and is a predicted model, not a curated record. The transcript has 3 exons. Bases 1 to 1527 code for a protein of 508 amino acids. Lineage: Eukaryota; Metazoa; Porifera; Calcarea; Leucosolenida; Sycettidae.
AUGACUUUAAAGACGCUGACAUACGGGUCGCGGAUCACCGAGACGUCGCAUGACGACAUUUUUAUCAUCGCCAUCGUGGUGUUGGCUGUUAUUGUGGCCAUACUCCUGUGCAUUCUGUUCUAUCUGUGGAGGACCACCAGGCACACUGUCAAGGAGAUCGUCAUAUUCGAGGGCAGGGCUGCUAACGAGACUGCCGACAGCGACGAUGAUGUCGACCUUGGGUUCUAUCCAGACGAUUUCCCGAGCGAAACAUGGGGAAAGAACACGCUUCGGAAAAAGCAGUCUUCCCACAAGCAGUUAAACCGCUUGGUUAGUAUGCCAAAGGUGGUUGGGCCGGAUGAGCCAACGAGGGUCUCGCCCGAGAUCAUGUUGCCGAUCACGUCCCAAGUGACCUUGACGGCAGUAGAUUCCAGCCUGUCCGUCCACGGAACCGACGCUGCGGAGAAAGACGCUAUGCGCGAUAAGGAGCGGUUAGUGAUCUACUCGAAUCCAUCGUUGUUGAGUUUCACCGAUGACGCGGAUCACCUGGAAGACCUAAUCAUGGGGUAUAGUGAUCGCAGUGAGAGCACCAGUCAAGACGCAUUCCGUCCACGUCAGACCGAGACGGAGGAGUUCGGGCUGCCUCCGUUUAGCGCUUUCGCGGACAUCAUGGCCGGACCCGACACGGAUGUUUCCAGCGCGGUGAGCGAACUCGACAGCCCCCCGGUGGAGUACAACGACGUCCAUGGGGACUCGGUUCUCUCUCAGAACGCCAUGUUCAACGGACAUGAGCCGCAGGUGUCGGAUCCUCUCACCAAUGCUCCCUUGAAGACACCCAUGGAAAUUGGAUACUCCUUGGUGCGCCGUGGUGCAAAGGGGCGGCCGUCACGAUGGUUGAAGCAAGGUAACUACACGUUACCGAACCAGUCAUCUCUAGCGAGCCAGCAGGGCCAGGACAUCGUAAGACUGAGCGCCGGCCAGAUUGUGCUCAAGACGCUUGCAGGCGAAUUAGUCGUCGCCACGGAUGAUGGUAGCAUGUACCCUCUCAAUCAGUUCAACUGUAUUGUGGAUCCUCACAGUGUUGCUUUCUAUCGUGUCCAAGCCUCGGCAAGCGGUGGUUUGGUUCUUAUUGACUUAAGCACAGACACCGAGCUCGCAAGCCUGUCCUCAAGUCAGGUUCUCGAUGCGUGCAAGGCGUUCAAGAAACGCCGUGAGCGCACGGUGGCGGACAUGCAAGAGGCCAUUACGUUUGCAAUGAGUGAGGGAGAGAGCUCUACAGAAUUCGGCCUGCCUCGUUCUCUCCUGUCCAUGCCCAAUGGCCGGUAUGCGUUUGUUAAUGACGCCGGGGCUUCGGUGCCGCUGUCCGUUUUCGGUGUGCGUGUGGAGCAAGACCGGGCGUCUCGAUUUGCCAUUGCCUCCGGAUCGGACGGCACCUACACUCUGUUUGACGUCGUUCUGGCUCGUCUGGUGGGAAGUGUCAAGCGCACCUCGGUCCCGGACAGGCUCCUCAAAUUCCAAGACGGACAAGACGAGCUGCCCGCUUUGUGAUUGCAAAAAAACAAGUUUCAUUAUCGAUGGCCCUUAAAAUAUGUAUUGCAAGGCUUUUUUCCACCGAGUCACACACACAUACACACACACACACACACACACACACACACACACACACACACACACACACACACACACACACACACACACACACAGAGUAUGCACGGCCUGUAAUUGUUGGAGAUAGGCUCUAAGGUUUCUUUUUAUAUCAUAUUUUUUUGCCAAUCAUGCUAUCUCCCUUUGUUGAGAAUACGUGUAUUUUACAUUAUUAUCUUCCUGGCGUUUGUGAAUUCGCCCCAGCGCUGGAAUCGUUUUGCCAAAAAUACUUUUUAUUAAAGUUGGUUCCUCCUGCAUGUGUCUUCUAAGGUAUUACGUUUAUUUUACGCAUCAUUUCCUGACUUGUGAAUUUUCUUGAGAUAGGGAACAGGAUAGGGGUUCCGAUAUAUCCCGGCGCUUCAGGAAACAGUUGGGCCUUGCCGGACACUAUGAAGUUGGCAGAUUUUUCUCGUGCAGCGUAUCUCGCAUUUUGUUGUCACCACUUUCACACAUGACAAUACUGCAUACAUGCUGCUGCUGCUGCUACUGCAGGUAUGGCUUACUAGAUGAAUUUGAGCGGUACUGUCGCUAUAU